AUGGAGAUGCGCUCUCUAACCCGCUGCCUCCGUCUGAGGCCAACAACAACAUCCUCCCUCUUCUACACCCGCCAAUUCCAAGCAGGCCUCCUCAGCAAUCAAUUCCUCCGCUUCAACUCCAACUCCUCGUCCUCACCUUCAGAUACCCGUGCCCCUUCCGAACCCUCGACCUCUUCAGAAACCGCCGCCCCCUCCGAACAAUCACCAUCAAAAUCCUCCCCGUUCAAUUUUCCCAAAAAGUCAACAUCGGCACCCAAAGAGGGAACCGACACCGAAAGCUCCAUCGAAGGAAUUCUGCAAGAAAUCAAUUUCAACAAACCCACGCCUUCUACCCCAGCUACCAACAACCCGAGCAAGGGAGACACCGGCGCCGACGCCUUCGCCAGCGCCGGGGCCAAGGAUCUGGUGAAUCCGGUCCUGAAGGUCAAUCUCCAGCUCGGUCCGACACUGGGUCGUUCGGUGCACAUUGAGCCUGGGAGGAUCCGUUUGCCUGAUGCGAUUAGGAUAUUGAAUUCGCGGCUUUCGCAGAAUAAUGUCAGGGGGGACUCCUUUACACAGAAGCACCACGUGAGGAAGGGAUUGUUGAAGAAGAAUUUGAGAAUGCGGAGGUGGAGGAAAUUGUUCAAGUACUCCUUCACGCAUACGCUGGCCAAGGUUGAAAGAAUGCGGAAGCAGGGGUGGUAG
Messenger RNA from Aspergillus calidoustus, 684 nucleotides. Lineage: Eukaryota; Fungi; Ascomycota; Eurotiomycetes; Eurotiales; Aspergillaceae. The record is from the annotation of a GenBank genome assembly.